CAUAAGAAUUCGCACAUCAAACCUUGAGAUGAACAUACUACGUUAUUCUAACUUUACAUCACCAGACCAUCAAUGCACUGCACGUGAGUUAAAAUACAUCAAUGGUGAAGAGGGCAAAAGCGUCAAGCCGUCAAGUGAAAUAUGUUAGAACAUUUUCUAUUACAAUUGCAAAUUGGAUCUCAUCAUCAUCAUGGCAGUGUCUGAAGUGGGAAACAAGCAGGUUAUAUUCAAAGGAUACAUAGAUGGAAUUCCUAAAGAGACAGAUAUGGAACUCAAUUUUUCAAAUAAUAUUCAAUUCAAUCAACAACUUCCAUCACAAGCUCUUCUUGUCAAAAAUCUUUAUCUCUCAUGUGAUCCAUAUAUGCGUGGUCGUAUGCGUGAUUUUCAUGGAUCUUAUAUUCCUCCUUUUCUUCCUUCUAAGGCGCUUGAAGGAUUUGGUGUAUCUAAAGUAAUACAAUCUGAUAAUCCAAAUUUCAAGGCUGGUCAUUACAUUUCUGGGUUUACUGGCUGGGAGGAAUACAGCAUCAUCACUAAAACAGACCAGUUGCGAAAAAUUGAGCCUGAUGAUCACAUUCCUCUUUCCUUCCAUCUCGGUCUUCUAGGAAUGCCGGGAUUUACGGCAUAUGCUGGAUUUUAUGAGGUGUGCUCUCCCAAAAGUGGAGAAUAUGUUUUUGUUUCAGCAGCAUCAGGUGCUGUGGGUCAACUUGUUGGUCAACUUGCUAAAUUGCAUGGUUGCUAUGUUGUUGGAAGUGCCGGCUCAAAAGAAAAGGUUGAACUUCUAAAGAGUAAACUUGGAUUCGACGAAGCUUUUAACUAUAAGGAAGAAUUAGACUUGGAUGCAGCUCUAAAAAGGUAUUUUCCCGAAGGCAUUGACAUUUAUUUUGAUAAUGUGGGCGGUGACAUGCUUGAUGCGGCCCUCCUUAACAUGAAGAUUCAUGGCAGAAUUGCAGUUUGUGGGAUGAUUUCUCAGCAAAGCAUUUCUGAUCCUAAAGGGAUUCACAAUUUAUCCUCUCUCAUUUAUAAGCGCAUAAGAAUGCAGGGUUUUUUGCAAAGCGAUUACUUGAACUUGUACCCAAAAUUCUUGGAACAGGUUUCAAGUUUCUACAAACAAGGAAAGAUUGUGUAUUUUGAAGACAUGAAUGAAGGCUUGGAAAGUGCUCCAGCUGCUUUUGUUGGACUUUUCCUCGGAAAAAACGUUGGUAAGCAAGUCAUUCGUGUUGCACAUGAAUGAUGUUCACCAUAUCAGAUGUUCACCUUGUGUUGUAAAAUGUAUCAUAGUUCCAAAUCGACGUGGUCAUGGUUGCAAUUUUGCAAACUUUGAUAUUGGAAGAAAAUGUAAACAAAUACAUCCGAUGCGGCUACAGUUUUGCAGUUGUAGACCAUAAUUUAGAACUAUAAAAUAAAACAUAUGACACAUUUCAAUAUCUUUGGACAUAUUUGAACUGCGGCAUGGCCUUAUCGUGUUAUGUUUAUUCUAUGACAGAAAAUGUUGAUUUUUCAA
Messenger RNA from Medicago truncatula (barrel medic), 1501 nucleotides. RefSeq names its product 2-alkenal reductase (NADP(+)-dependent). The coding region runs from base 191 to 1231 and encodes 346 amino acids. The transcript has 6 exons. NCBI's taxonomy places the organism in Eukaryota, Viridiplantae, Streptophyta, Magnoliopsida, Fabales, Fabaceae. Gene Ontology annotation, molecular function: oxidoreductase activity, acting on the CH-CH group of donors, NAD or NADP as acceptor. The record is from RefSeq and is a predicted model, not a curated record.